UUGUGUUGACUGCAUGAAUUGAAAAAUAAUGAACCGGUACAGGAAAAUAUUUGAAACAACUCGCAAAAACUUUAUAAAAUAUCUAUCAAGUUCACCAUCUCAAAAGAAGCGAAUUGUUAUCCUAGGUAGUGGAUGGGGAAGUUAUAGUGUGCUAAAGAAUAUUGAUAGACGUUUAUUUGACGUGAAGGUUAUUAUUCCUCGAAAUCAUUUUUUAUUUACUCCGUUACUUUGUAGCACUGCUGUGGGAACGCUCGAAUUUCGAUCAAUUACUGAACCCAUAAGAAAUAUUGGAUUCAAAGAUCCAAAUGAUUUUAUGUUGGCACAUGCAGAAGAGCUUGAUACAUCCACUCAGACAGUAUUCUGUAGAAGUGUGUUAGAUCAAAAUUCACAAUUUAGUGUUCCAUAUGAUAAAUUAAUAAUUGGUGUUGGCUGUGUCAGUAAUACAUUUGGAGUUCCUGGAGUUGAAAAAUAUGCAUCAUUUUUAAAAGAAGUUGCAGAUGCUCAGCAUAUUCGUCGAAUAAUUCUCUCAAAUUGUGAAAAAGCCUUAUCUCCAACUCUAUCUAGCGAAGAAAACAGAAGGUUAUUGCAUACUGUAAUAGUUGGAGGUGGACCUACUGGAGUUGAAUUUGGAGCUGAACUGUAUGAUUUUAAAGUAAAAGAUGUGAGAAGACUUUAUCAAAGUAGUGAAGAAUUGUUCAAAGUAACUUUAAUAGAAGCUGCUAGCAUUCUAGGAAGUUUUGAUGAGAAAUUAAGAUCAUAUGCUGAAAAGAAAUUAAGUGAAAGACCUAAUUUCACUCUUUUGAAAACUUCUGUUGUAGAGGUAAAGGAAGAUUGUAUUAUCUUAAAAGAUGGCUCUUGCAUUCCUUGUGGUUUAGUUGUUUGGAGUACAGGGUUAAGCCCUCGACCAUUUACAAAAAAUAUUAAAUUGCAUAAAAAUCCUAAAGGACAAAUUCUUGUUGAUGAUUAUUUAAGAGUUUUGGGUGAUCUUAAAAGAAAUGUUUAUGCAUUAGGAGAUUGUGCUGCUCUGGAAUCUACUCCUUUACCUUGCACUGCACAGGUUGCUGAGCGUCAAGGACGAUAUUUAGCAAAAUCAUUAAAUAGUCUAGAAAAAGGAGAGAAUAUAAAACCAUUUAAUUUUCAAUCUUCUGGAAUGUUAGCAUAUAUUGGUGAUUAUAAAGCUUUGACUGAUUUGCCAGAAUUUAAAGUUCAAGGUUUUACAUCAUGGCUACUUUGGAGAUCAGCUUAUCUGACUCGACUUGGAUCUUGGAGACUCAGAAUGCAAGUUCCUAUAGACUGGUUGAAAACAUUACUUUUUGGUAGAGAUACAUCAAAUUUCUAUUAAUAUAUUUAUGUUGUAAUAUUGUAUUGGAAGUUUCUAAGUGAAAAUACUGACUGUAAUAAAUUUUAUGUGCAAAA
Messenger RNA from Argiope bruennichi, 1416 nucleotides. RefSeq lists its product as uncharacterized. NCBI's taxonomy places the organism in Eukaryota, Metazoa, Arthropoda, Arachnida, Araneae, Araneidae. The coding region runs from base 29 to 1342 and encodes 437 amino acids. Gene Ontology annotation, molecular function: NADH dehydrogenase activity. The record is from RefSeq and is a predicted model, not a curated record. The transcript is spliced from 8 exons.